AUGGGUUUUGAACCUUCCAGCCUUGAAAAUCCCGGUAGAACCCUGUCCGGAUUCAAUGGUUCAUCCACAACCUCACUUGGAGAUGUAAUACUGUCGGUUCACGCCGGACCAGUCAUCCUAAACGUUCUAUUCUCCGUGGUUGAGGAUUUAUCCCCUUUUAAUGCCAUCUUAGGACACACGUGGUUACAUGGAAUGAAGGCAAUUCCAUCCACAUAUCAUCAAAGGGUCAGCUUCAUCACCCAAGAUGGACAAAUUAACCUUUAUGGAAGCCAGCUUGCCGCUCGACAAUGUUAUCAGAUCGCUCGCGAGGCUGGACCCAGUGCCGACCGCGAGCAUCCCUCUAAAGAUGCAAAUACUUCUGACCAAUAA
Vitis riparia (riverbank grape) is the source of this 369-nucleotide messenger RNA. RefSeq lists its product as uncharacterized. Bases 1 to 369 code for a protein of 122 amino acids. The record is from RefSeq and is a predicted model, not a curated record. The transcript has a single exon. Lineage: Eukaryota; Viridiplantae; Streptophyta; Magnoliopsida; Vitales; Vitaceae.